Messenger RNA from Fundulus heteroclitus (mummichog), 3250 nucleotides. RefSeq names its product adhesion G protein-coupled receptor L4 (gene adgrl4). The transcript is spliced from 16 exons. The coding region runs from base 281 to 2518 and encodes 745 amino acids. Lineage: Eukaryota; Metazoa; Chordata; Actinopteri; Cyprinodontiformes; Fundulidae. The record is from RefSeq and is a predicted model, not a curated record. Gene Ontology annotation, cellular component: membrane. Gene Ontology annotation, molecular function: G protein-coupled receptor activity; calcium ion binding. Gene Ontology annotation, biological process: adenylate cyclase-activating G protein-coupled receptor signaling pathway; cell surface receptor signaling pathway.
CGCAAAGUUGAACUGCAAAUAGCCUCACAAGAAAGUGAAGAAAUGUCAUGAAAACCUUUUCUCCUGACUUGUAAAGUAACAUAGAGUCGUGAAACAGAGUAUUUGUAGCCGACUGGUUGGUAAAAGGGGCCAGGCUGCUUGUUUUUGUUAGCAGAUUAAAUAUCAGGACAGGAAGGGCCAGGUUUAGGGAAACAGGAAAACUGAUGCAAGGAAACUGUGUACGUCACCAGCCAGCCCACCGCCUUCUGGACUCAAAGUAUUAUCCAGACCCAAAGUAGGUAUGGAGUCUUCGCUCAACUCACCAAUGAAGCGUUUACUUUUCAUAGCAUGGCUCUGGAGUCUAAUGGACACAGGCCUAUUUGAUAUUUGUCAGUCUUGUCACCAACAUGCGACAUGUAAGUCCAAGAAUGGAUCGAGCCCCAUCUGCUUAUGUAACUACGGAUAUACGGGAGAUGGGAUAGCAUUUUGCAAUGAUGACAACGAGUGUCAGAAUGUGACUAACAUCUGCGGGGAGAAGGGCAAGUGCACAAACACAGAGGGCAGCUACUACUGUACGUGUGUCUCUGGAUACGUGUCGACCGGAGAAACCCGGUUCCAGACCAACGACGGCACCCGAUGCACUGAUAUUGAUGAAUGUGAGCGCGAACAGGCCUGUGGCCCAAACUCACGCUGCCAUAAUACAAAUGGAUCUUUCUAUUGUUCCUGUCAGCGUGAUUACAUCUCGACUUCAGGCGAUAAGCACUUUCAGGCAGAGAGAGGUGUAAGAUGUAAAGAACAUCCCCAAAAAUAUUGCCAUGACAACAUUGGAUGCAUGGCGCAGGCUGUCAACAGAACACUUGAAAACAUGAGCAACCUCACGGAGCCACAAAGCCUGCUGAGAGAAAUUGCCAACAGGACGUCUGGUGAACUUACCUCAGUGGAAGUGAUCGCAUAUGUUGAGGCCUUGAGUCGAUCCGCAUCAACACUGGCUGCUGUGGAGAAGGAUUACACUGUCAAACCAUCUGCCGUCAACUCCACUCUUUCACAAUUAGUCAAAGCAGUGAACAAUCUGGUGGAGCAGGAUGAACUGGUGGCUUGGAACAGAAUGAGACAGGAGCGGCGUGAACACACCAUCACCAAGCUGCUCCAUGUUGUUGAAGAAAGUGCUCUGUCGUUGGGCAACAACCACAAAACUCCAACUGAGCUUCAAAUCAAAGCAUCUGAAAUGGAACUGAAACUCUUCACCUUUGAUGCUUCUCAGACAAAGACCAAACUUUCCGUUUCAAUGGGAGGAGAUCACAUAGAUCUAACCCCGAAACUGAAACCAGAGGAUAAAACAAGUGGAUGUGUGUCAGUGGUGUUUGUGAGAUAUGACAGCAUCAGUGACAUCCUCAAGCCGAGCAGCGACCCAGGUGUCACCGACUACUCACGCUACGCAGGAACUGGGGAAAUCACUGUCAACUCCCAAGUCAUGGCAGCAGCCGUCAAACCUGCUGACGUUUACCAACUUGACCAUGUCACCUUCACACUGGGGCACAAUGAGCCCAUCGACACCAGAACUGAUGUGACGAAGUGCGCCUUCUGGGAGUAUGAGGUGGACAGCCUGCAGGGCCACUGGUCCACCCAAGGCUGCAAGACACUCCACGUCACCAGCAACGCAACCAACUGCUCCUGCAAUCACCUCACACACUUUGCAAUCCUCAUGUCAUCUGGAAGAGCUAAUCUGGCGGCCCACAAUACCAUCCUGACCCGCAUCUCCCAGCUGGGGAUGAUCAUCUCCCUUAUCUGUUUGUCCUUGUGCAUCUUCACCUUCUGGUUCUUCAGCGAGAUCCAGAGCACCAGAACCACCAUACACAAGAACCUGUGCUGUAGCCUCUUCAUGGCCGAGUUCAUCUUCCUCGUGGGGAUCAACAUGAACUCACACAAGCUGUUCUGCUCUGUGAUUGCAGGGAUGCUGCACUAUUUCUUUCUUGCAGCCUUUGCCUGGAUGUGCAUUGAGGGCAUUCAUUUGUAUUUAAUAGUAGUCGGUGUCAUCUACAACAAAGGCUUUCUGCAUCGGAACUUUUACAUCUUCGGCUAUGGGAGCCCUGCAGUCGUGGUGGCCAUCUCAGCAACACUCGGCUCAAAGUAUUACGGCACAGAUAAAGUGUGUUGGCUGAGCACAGAAAAUCACUUUGUGUGGAGUUUCAUUGGUCCUGCAUGUUUGAUUAUUCUGGUUAAUCUCUUGGCCUUUGGAGUAAUUAUCUACAAGGUGUACCGGCACACCGCUGUGAAAAAGCCUGAAAUCAGCCACUAUGAAAACAUCAGGUCCUGCGCUCGUGGUGCUAUGGCUCUGCUGUUUGUGCUUGGAGCCACCUGGACCUUUGGAGUGCUGCACAUUCUCCACGAAACCACUCUCACAGCUUAUCUUUUUACCAUAACCAACGCUUUCCAAGGAAUGUUUAUCUUCAUCUUCCUCUGUGUGCUGUCCAGAAAGAUUCAAGAGGAAUACUACAGGCUUUUCAAAAAUGUGCCCUGCUGUUUUGAAUACCUAAGAUGAAAACCUUUCAGCUAAAGCUCAACCAUCUGAACUUCAACAAUAAUAUUUGACAGUACAGCUCAGUGAUAUCUUGUAAUUCAUGCUUUUAUAUUUUUAUUUUUUGUCAAUGGGAGGAAAAUACAAAUGUCCGAUAAAUGUAGCAUUUGCAGAUAUGAAAUAGUCUUUUUUUUAUGUCAAGAGACUCUAAUGAUGUAUUCACCAUUUUUCAGAAUCUUUAUUCAGUAAACCCAUACAAGUUUAAGUCUUUUACAAAAACAUGUUUCAAAAGGGUGGCAAUUGUUUUUUUUAACUAGUUUAUUUUAAGAUCUUUUCAGUGUUCUCCUUUAUCUUCACAAAGCUUAGUUUCCCUCUUUGUUGCUUAUGUUCUUUUAAAUUAGUUAGUAAAUUAUGAAAGAAAUGUGUCAAUGAAGCAUUUGCUGGCACACUGCUGUUCAUUUCAUCCAAGCUCGCUAAGUUUAUUUCAAUAGAGCAAAAGAAAAAAAGAAUCUCUCAGUGCGUGCCAUUGUGCUGAUUUCACAGGCCAAGCCCACCAUCUACUGGACAUGAUGAGAAACGCUGGGUCAUAAAUUUGUGCUGUGGAGCCACAAAUUCAUUGCAUUAUCUGUUUAUCAGUGAGAAUGCUUAUACAGCAUCCUUACUUAUUGUUUUUUUUUUCCUCAUCUGUAUGCUUGACAAUAAAAUUAAAUGAAAGUAGCACAAAAAACGUGUGUAUUUUCCAAAUCUCAAAUCAUA